This is a messenger RNA of Micropterus salmoides (largemouth bass), 3022 nucleotides long. RefSeq lists its product as uncharacterized. The transcript is spliced from 5 exons. Gene Ontology annotation, molecular function: monocarboxylic acid transmembrane transporter activity. Lineage: Eukaryota; Metazoa; Chordata; Actinopteri; Centrarchiformes; Centrarchidae. The coding region runs from base 304 to 1647 and encodes 447 amino acids. The record is from RefSeq and is a predicted model, not a curated record. Gene Ontology annotation, biological process: monocarboxylic acid transport; transmembrane transport.
AUGUGCGGUGGCGCGUCAUUGAUAAAUGAGGAGAAAAUGGCGGAAUAACAACGCCAGUAUUCAUCCUAUCUGUCGCAUGUUUGUUUUCCUUGUAUGACCUUAAAUUUUAGAAUAAGAGCGCACUGAGCUCGACGGCGCAGAUGCGACUUCCCCGCAGUGUUAAAGGACUGCCAGUUCAUGUGCCUGUGUACAUUUUUGCAUGCUCAUUUUCAUGAGCUCUUCCUGCUCUUGAGGUUUAUCAGUUUAUUGAAAGUCAACCAUUCAGCACAAGCAGGAGAGCAGCCUGCGGAGUAGACUGUGAAGAUGAAGUCCAGGAUUGCCGGACCUCCUGACGGGGGGUAUGGCUGGGUGGUGGUCAUGUCAGCCUUUUUCGUCAUGGGCCUGACUGCUGCCGUCCUAAAGAACUUCGGCCUCUUCUUCCUGGACAUCCAGAGUCACUUUGGAGUCCCGGCCAGCACCACCUCGUGGGUCACCUCCACUACGAUUGCCAUGUUUCACCUUGGAGCUCCAGUGGCCAGUGUGCUCACCUUACAGUUUUCUCAGAGAGUGGUCAUCAUAGUCGGAGGCCUGCUGGCUGCCUCUGGGAUGUUGCUGGCAUCUCUGGACCUCAGUCUGCCCUGGCUCUACCUCACCAUGGGCAUCCUGCAAGGAUUGGGCAUCUCCUUGUCGUGGAUCCCUGCCAACAGCAUGGUGAGCCACUACUUUGUACGGUGGCGUCCCAUCGCCUACGCCAUCGCCAGCUCAGGGGAGUGCAUCUUCGCUGUCAUGUUCAGCCCCUUCUUCCUGUGGCUGAUUGAGAUGUACACCUGGCAGGGCACCUUGCUCAUUAUCGGAGGCCUUCAGCUCAACCUGUGUGUCUGCGGCGCUCUCAUGAGACCCCUGGCGACAGCCCAGAGCCCGAUACAGGAAACCAAAGGUGGUCUAGAAGGCGAUGCCACUGUGCUGGUACCAAAGAGGAAGUUCAUCUUCCAGUGCUCCCUGCUGAGAAAACCUGAACUUUUCCUCUACAUCCUGUUUGCCAUCUUUGCGGCAGCAGGGUUUUUCAUCCCCCCUCUCUUUCUAGUGCCCUUAGUCAGCAGUUUGGGGGUGGAUAAGUACUGGCCGGCCUUGAUCCUCUCUGUCCUGGCUUUAGCAGACCUAGUGGGGAGGCUGAUCUGUGGGUGGAUAGCCAACAUGAGGCUGGUAAGGAAUCUGCAGCUGCUCACCAUGGUGGUCACUCUGUUGGGGGUAGUGCUCCUGCUGCUGCCCACCAGCCACAACUACUGGGCCAUCCUGGUCUGUGCCUCGCUCUACGGCUUCCUGUUCGGCUGCGUGGUGGCCAUUCACAUCACCUCCAUCGUGGACAUUGUAACCCUGGAGGGAUUCGAUAACGGACUGGGGCUCUUCAUGCUUUUCAGGAGCAUCGGUGGCUUCAUCGGUCCACCUGCUGCAGGCUGGCUGGUGGACAACACAAAUGACUACAGCUCUGCCUUCUACCUCUCAGGCCUCUGCCUCAUUUCAUCAGCAGUGUUUGUCAUCCAGGUCGACCGUCUUGUUCAGAGGAGAGAAGAUGUGCAGGCUGAAGGUAAUCGGGUGACCAUCCGGGAGCACUGGGAAUCAGGAAAAGUCGAGUAUGAAUCUGUUGCACAAGGAUUUUUAUCAGAAUGAGCAUGAGGUGCCAAAAAGACUUAUUGUUGGGCUUGUUGAGUGUUUGAUCUCAUGCCAUGGGACUUGGAGAGGCUGAUAAAUGGGAGCAGCACAGUUUUUAGUUGUUUUUUUUUUUUUUUUGCCUGGGAGUGAAAGAAGGUGACAACUUUGUCAGAAGGUGUUAGGACACCAGUACUUUAAAUGUUUUAAUUGACAACCAAUAGAAAAGGUUUUAACAAAAACAGUAAAAUAUUUUACAUUUUGGACUAAGACAUUUUCGUUGUUUGCGAAGACAUUUUUUAUGUUUUUAAAAAAAUGCCUCUUGCAUGAUUCAUUGGCUGUUAAGCUCUGUUUACAGUGUUUUGCUUUUUUUAAACUGUUAUUCUGCUUUUCAAAUGGAGUGUCUUUCUGACAACCAAUGGAAAUAGGAUCCUGUCCAGUUUACAACAUACAAUUUUUUUAUUUUUUUUUUCAGUAAACUUUAAUGAUCAGAACAAUUUAGGUUGCAGUUGCAAGCGUCUGACAGUCUGCAGAAUGCAAACUUUCUUUAUUGCCCCGGAGGACCAGGGCCUCUGAGAACACAAACUGUCUGAACCCGAAAAGAAUGCAGCUCGCACACAGACCAUAGCUGUGUUCAGCAUGUUGUCAUGUUGCAGACGGAUCUUUAGUGGUUCUAGUAACAAUGUUUUAGUCCUUCUCAAUAGUGUCGGACUUCCCUACUCUCUCUGUGCCUCUUAGCACCCAGCCUGUUUGUUCCUGGCUCAACCAUGGAGUUCGAUGGCGAAGAUGAUGUAAUUUAAUAUAUCCUGUAAUACUUGUUAUAGAAUCAUUCAGGAAUAUCAAUGUAUUUUAGAAAACAGAAAUAUUUUGUUGGUUUCUUUGAAGCUGUUGGAGUCCCGUGUAUAUAUUAUGAGGGCUGUAAACCCAACUUCUGUGUGGUAACUUCAGUGUUGGCUUUCUAUGUUACUGGUAUGUUAGAGGUACGUCUGGUUCUGAAAGGGCGUAUUUGGUUGUCAGUCAUGUUGAAGCUGCUUUUUUAUUUACUUAAAUAGGCUGUUCAUCUUGUCUAAUCAAAUCAGUUCUUCCAGUGCAAUAGAGACUAAAGAUGAAGUCUUAAAAAGAAAAGAGGUUUGGUAACUUAACUACUUUAAACUAUGACUUAUCUUUUGAAAUAUAACUUGAAACCCUUUUUUUGUACUGUAAAAAGUUAUUUGCACCUUUUCUUACUUAAAAAUCACAUUUUACAGCAGGUGUCAUCAAGAAAUUUUAACAUUCUACCAAAGUAGAAUUAAUGUCUUCAAGUUACUUCUGCACAUUCUUUUUCAUGUCACCACUUCUUGUAGCUAUGAAAUUGCUAAAAUAAUAAUUAAAUCACUGUUCAUGGGAUUUAAAUGCA